UCUUGGCGAUUUUAAUCUGCACCAACCUAGCUCUCGUUUCCUCUUGCCCAUACACAUGCCGCUGCAAUUUAACAUCGAUGGACUGCGCUAAAACAUCCCUCCAAGUGUUGCCUUCGAGGAUUCCUACAAAUAUAAAAAACAUCCACAUGGAAAACAACCUGCUGGAUAAUGUCGACGGCCACCUGGAAACCCAUGAAAAGUUACUCUAUCUUAACCUCAGCCAAAAUCGCUUAUCCCAUUUUCCAAAAGGUCUGCCUGGGAGCCUUAAAGUCAUUGACAUGUCCAACAAUCAAAUAUCGCAGAUCGAUUCAACCGCUGGUGCUGCUGACUUGAAAUCCAUUGAAGAGCUUUAUCUUGAUAACAACUUGCUCACCAAGAUCCCGAGUGGGCUCUUCAACAGGCGUUCGAAGCUGCGCUUGAUAACUCUGCAUGGAAACCCGUGGGCAUGCGACUGCUCACUUCUUUAUCUCCAGAACUGGCUCGGGAGCCAUCCCGGUGUUGUACUCGAUGAGCCGGUUUGCAUUGAGCCACCGGACUUCAGUGGAGUGAAACUUCUCUCCAUCCCUGCCUGGCAGCUGUGCUCGCCUCUGGCGCAGAAUGCCAAGCUGCCUGAUAACUCUGGGCCAACGAUGCGGUUCCUCCGUUCCAUCUACGACAUGAGAAUAACUGCCAACGGGACAAAUGCCCCUUCUACUCCUUCGACCCCUGUUGUGCCAACAACGAAUCAACAAGCGGGUCCGCUGACGGCUGGUGAAAUCGCAGCCAUUGUCUUGGGCAUCUUGGGACUGUUAGCGAUUGCUUUAAUUGCUGUACUUUUUCUGGCUGCAAGAAAUGGAAUUGCAUUUUGAUUGCGAUAAGUUUGCCAUGAGAUAAUGACACGUGCAUAUUAGUGUUCAGUACAAUGUGGUGGGAUGCAUUAUACAUAUAGAUAUAUAGUAUGUCGGUUUUGCAUUUGUACUGGAAAGUUCCCCCAAUGUGUUUUGGUUAUGCCACGUUCUUGUUUGGCACGAUGUUUUGGUGAAUCGGUAUCCGAUGAAUCUCCCAGCACACAGAGCGAUUUUAUCAGACAUUGUGCCAAACAAAACGUAGUACGGCUAACCUGAAAACACAUUGGAGAGGCAUGUCACUUGACAAUAGGCUUGAAACUUUGUCAAAACGCAAAUAUAUAACAAUUGUGUUCUUCAUAUAUCCAGUCUUAACACAGCUUUUAUAGAGGGUACUGCAUGACGUUGUUUGGCAAAAUUCCAUUAUUGAGCGCUGGGCAUAUGGUAGGAAAGCAGAGGUAUAUGGGUAAAGAUUCAAUCCAUACGAGAAGGUAACACUCAAAGCUUUGGCAAGCUGGAUUCAAGAAUCCAUUGCUGUACACUGACAUCCUCUGGACACCUUGUAGUCCAAACCUACAGCACCUGAUAUUUCCAGGCAGUAAAGUCCUAAACCAGGCAAAAUACCUGCUUAG
Lethenteron reissneri (Far Eastern brook lamprey) is the source of this 1456-nucleotide messenger RNA. Its product is annotated as slit homolog 1 protein-like. Gene Ontology annotation, cellular component: plasma membrane. Gene Ontology annotation, molecular function: protein binding. The record is from RefSeq and is a predicted model, not a curated record. NCBI's taxonomy places the organism in Eukaryota, Metazoa, Chordata, Hyperoartia, Petromyzontiformes, Petromyzontidae.